Molecule: messenger RNA, 3660 nt
Organism: Cercospora beticola
Lineage: Eukaryota; Fungi; Ascomycota; Dothideomycetes; Mycosphaerellales; Mycosphaerellaceae
Product: C2H2-type zinc finger protein
Biological process (GO): regulation of transcription by RNA polymerase II
Cellular component (GO): PcG protein complex; chromatin; transcription regulator complex
Molecular function (GO): RNA polymerase II cis-regulatory region sequence-specific DNA binding; DNA-binding transcription factor activity, RNA polymerase II-specific
Source: RefSeq, a predicted model, not a curated record
AGAAACAAUAACAGCACUCUAAAAGCAGCAGGAAGAUGCGGCGCCUAUCAGAGGGCAUCGUGAUGAACUCAGAUCUCUCAAAAUACCAAUGACUCGCCACUGGAAAUCAGGACUGCCUUGGGUUAACAUCUCGCAAACAACAACAUGCCGCCGGACAUCAAGAUGCCAGAUGCGGACCUCGCGCAAGCUCACGCGGAGAGCUUGAUCAAUUCAAUAGAAGCCGCCCAAAAACGCUACGCCUGUGAGACUUGCGGCAAAACAUAUACUUCACCCCAUUCCCGAGACCGGCAUAUGCACUUGCAUACUGGAGAGAAGCGGUUCACGUGUCCUUUUGAGGGAUGUGGCAAGCGGUUUGGGCGGAGAGAUUAUUUGAAUCGCCAUUGUCUUGUUCAUGAGAAGUAUCUUGGUCGCGAUCCGAAGGACUUGCAUCCAGGUGGAUCAUUUGGUUCUCGAGAGGAGGAGAUUGGGAACUUCCAACAAGAGGCUGAAGGGACUGCUUCCUCGCCAUACGCGGAUGAAGCACGAUAUGAAUCUCCUGGCCAGGAUAACAUGAAUGCUCAUGUCAAUCUUCACGAAGUCGGCAAUUCGGCACAUGGCACGUCGAACGGGAGGGGCAGUAGUAUGGAACUCAAGUCGAAGACGCUGGCACGCGGAACAUCUCCAUCAACAGCUCUUCAAAAUUCCCCUGAUGGGAUUCUUCCUUCGGGCCAGGACAGCACAGCAAAGCGGCAGAAUCUGGACGAAUUGGUCUCCAGCUUGAGAACCACGAAACAUGGCACGUUCAGAGUGAUGGAAUUAGAUUGUGCAUUAUGCAGCAAAUCCUUUGGAAGGCCCUCGGACCUGACGCGACAUCGUUCAAUCAGUCACGGUCGGUUGGCAAUUGCAGACAAAAAAGCAGUCAUGGACAAAGAUGCCCAUGAGCUCUUGAACAAACAUAAAUUGCCCCCAGAAAUUCUCAAGAAGCUUGGCCUGGUCUGUGAAUGGGAAAACUGUGGCCAGAUUUUCAGCCAUCAAGCAGAUCUUAUACGGCAUCGAAAAGCGCACGGCGAUUCGCGCCCCGUCAAGUGCCCGUUCUGCGGCAAAGGCCUUUCGAGAAUGGACAAGCUCAAGCCUCAUGUGGAACUCCAUCACGGGAGGAAGAGACCACGCUCACCAGAUGCGGAGUUUACUGCAUCAGCCUCGAAUCCUGCCGUUACGAAACCGAAGCGCCGUCGUUCACGGUUCGUCAACACGUUCAUAGAAAGACCAGACAUGCCUCAGGAGUGUCACUUGUGUGGCAAAUUCUUCGAUAGACCGCACGAUCUCAAACGCCACUUGAUCACUAAGAAACAUAAUGGACCCGGAUAUCUACCUGAUCCGUCUCGUGCAAAACGUCAAUCGAGCCGUCCAGGAAUAUAUCAAUGUCCACUCUGUCCAAAGAGCUUCGACUGCACGUCGCAUGUACGGAGGCACAUGGAAAGUAGCGUGCAUAAUCUAAUUGUUAUUGGUCCGUCGACUGCUUCGGAUGAGCGCUCAAAUUCUGCAACGGGCUCUGGCAAAUCUGGUUAUGCACAGGAGUGCGUUGGUUGCAGACAGAUCUUCGUCGACGAGUCAUCUUUCUUUGAUCACGCACCUUGCUACAGGUUGGAUGUGGAACAACAGGACGAGCCAUCUGACGCAGCUGAAGCGGAGCAGGAGGGCAGCGAGCCUGGGGAAGAGUCUGAGGAUGACGCUGACCAGCUCGACGAUUUUGAGGCACAGCUUGUGGCAGCAGCGAAUGGUCAACUGUUCGAGGACGCAGUCGAAAAGGGAACUGAAACUGCUCCUCGAAACCCACAACUUACGUCGACUGCGCACAAAACUUCAGCUGCCCACCAGACUACCGAAGACCGAGGAGACCGGGAGCGGUCUCAGGAUCACCAGUAUGGUCGAUUGCAUGACAAGGAUUUCGGCGCGACCCGGCAUCGGUUUGGAGAGCCUUCAGUACAAACAUCUACUGCGUCAGAUCGGCGAACGGCCAGCCUUCCGCCCCCAGCUGAGCAUCGACCUGUGCCUGCGUCGGCUUUGACGCCCCUAAGAGGUGCCACGCGAAUGCUUAUCGGCGCACGUGAGAGCGGUAAGAGUCAACCGAGUCCACCUCCCCCAUACCAUGCUCCUUCGAAUUCCCAAAACGUGCGGCGUUGCUAUGGCUGUGGGGCUGGAUUUCCCAGCAAAGAAGCAUUCUGGAACCAUUCUCCAUGUUUCACGACAGCUGUCCAGCCAGUUGUAAGUUCUCAAGACGAGCGUGGAGCCGCGAGCAAUGAGACGUUGCAGCGUUCUGCAACACCAGACAAGCACGACUCAGGUCAGGAAAUGAUGGCCACUGAGCCCAAGCCACCUGCGAGGCCAUCGGACGAUUCUGCUUCCUCGGAGCCAUUUGUCGAAGCAAUGCCAUCAUUGAAAGUGCAACAGCUGUUGAUAUCCAUCGCGCUGAACAAUCCCGGAGCAAGACCUAUACCGCCCUCGGAGCUUGCCAGCUUGACUGAUAAAUCUCCGAAUCUGCUUGAGUUGGUAACGAGGAUGGAAAGGGAGAAUGCCGAGAUGCAGCGUAUUUUGAAACAGAAAUGGGUUGUCCCAUCGUCUCUGCAUCAAGAAUCAACGAGCAGUGGCACAACACUGGUUGAUGGAGACGGGCUGGUAGAAAGGUCCAUGGUCAGCUCAAAGACCCCACUGGCCAACCCCACAAGAGCGACAGAACAUCUUGACCGAAUGAAAGCCACCGACCCAGACGGUGAGCGACUUCGGCUACAGCAAGUCUUCCGAUUGCGGGGAUACCGUCACAUCCAGCCCAGUCCUCAAGGUCAUGAUGGUCGCGGGGACUUCCAACCUGGUGCGGAUGGCUCUGGUGGAAUGCUGGGCCGGAACCCUGCUGUUGUAAAAGAAGCACCUGAGAGACGGUUGCAGAAUACCAGCUCCAGUCACGCCUCGAUGCAGCGGUCGACCAAUGGCCCUGCGGCUGGUGAGCCACUGCGUGGGUUGCAUGUGCGGCAGCGAAACGUUAGCCAGAAAGCUAGCUUGGGGACUGCCUCCGGACUGAGGCUGGUGGACGCAACCAAUUCGGACCAUGAACAGAUGUUUGAGGACGACACACCUUGAGCUGCGAAUGUUGGUUGCCCGUCCUGGUCCGCGAAAGCUGUUGGCUUAACAGCAUUUUUCAAUAGAACUGGACAACGGACGAAACCAUCAACACAGCUUCGCGAGCCACUUUGGAGAACGAUAAGCUGUCCCUGCGUUUGCUGUCAUCGCUAUCGAGAAGAAUCAUGCCGCAAUUCCUUCCAUUUGUGCAUCUCGAGUGCGCACACAGGAUACCGAAUAAUGCCACACCACAGCAGAGACCAUUCGCCUUGGCGCCUGCCAAGAAAUCGUGACUUUGCACUAGAAUGACUGCACAACGUGUGCAAUACCGGCAUCACAAGCAAAAUUACCAGCGUUGAGCAAGUUUGCGAUGUUCAAACGCCGUCGUUGCGCAUCCAAAGGUCGUGCGAAGAGCACAAUGUACGACAUUUCCACGCGGAAGUCGCGUUGUGCUUCCGGAAAGUCUUUCACUGGCUACCGGAUUCGGACCUCCUGCAUGAGCACCAGAAUAGACUAGCACUAUGCAGACAUGCGAUCGAACGUCCAUUCUGGGACCGUGAGUACCCA